This is a messenger RNA of Fragaria vesca subsp. vesca, 862 nucleotides long. Its product is annotated as 54S ribosomal protein L24, mitochondrial-like. The transcript is spliced from 2 exons. Gene Ontology annotation, cellular component: mitochondrial large ribosomal subunit. The coding region runs from base 16 to 456 and encodes 146 amino acids. NCBI's taxonomy places the organism in Eukaryota, Viridiplantae, Streptophyta, Magnoliopsida, Rosales, Rosaceae. The record is from RefSeq and is a predicted model, not a curated record. Gene Ontology annotation, molecular function: structural constituent of ribosome.
AAAACCCUAGGGUUUAUGGUGAGAAUGGCGCUGAGGAAAGUGGGUGACAAAGUCCUCAUGGGUCGGGCGCAACGUGGCAUCUUCGCCGGCCGUCACAUCCAGUUCGGCAAUAACGUCAGCGAAGACGGCGGCAACAAGACGAGGAGGCAUUGGAAGCCAAAUGUGCAGGAGAAGCGGCUCUUCAGUUACAUCCUAGACCGCCAGAUUCAAGUCAAAGUCACCACCCACGCCUUGCGCUGCAUAGACAAGGCAGGUGGGAUUGAUGAAUACUUUCUGAAAACUCCUUACCAGAAGAUGGACACCGAGAUGGGGCUUGUCUGGAAAGCGAAAAUUGAAAAGCUGUAUGAAGAGGUUGGGCAGACAGGGGGAUAUGCUUUCCUGCAACCUAAAGAUGAAUCCAAGGUUGAACAGGAAUUUAAAGAGCUAAAACUAGAUGAGAGGGAAGUCAAGAGAUAGAUGUAUGAUUGGUCGAAGAAACUAAAACAGAUUGAGGAACGAAAAGACAACCAAAUCAAUGAUGAAGAAGGUCAUGAGGAAGGUGCAGGAAUAGGAGAAGGAAGCUCUCAUGUCAAGGUUCAUGAGCAGAUGGUUGCAAACUCCUGAGUUGAACUUUUGAACCAGCUUUUGGGAUGUUCUCAUUUUUGUCGGCCACACCCAUUUCCAGAAUUUUAAAUCAGGAAUUUCAGGGUAAUUCAAUUCUAGCCAUAGCCAGCUGAUAAAGCAGAAAUUUGUGAUCUAUUCUGAUUGUGAAAAUUCAGUUCCUUGUGGUUUUAUAUACAAUUUUGUAUCAAAUAAUUUUUACUAUGCUUUCGAAUUUUGAUGAGCCCUUUGCAAUACACAUUUAGCUGCAACUUAGUCGAUG